ACUAAUGCAUUCAACAGGCGCCGCAGUUGAACUUCUAGACGCAUGCCAUAUUUUUCAGCUGCGAUAUUAUUUUUAAUAGAUGGUGAGACCAACCACAAAUACAUUUCAUAUAUAUCACACGUAAUCGAGCUAAUAAUAAGUGCACCUAUUUUAACAAAUGGAUCAUAGAUUUGGUACUCCUUAUCUUGUUCUCUAUGCUUGCUUGGUGAACCUGAUUGGUUGCCGCGGCCUGCCAGCGAAAAACCAUGUCCCCUUAUUCAUCUUUGGAGAUUCACUAUUUGAUGCUGGCAACAACAACUACGUCGACAUACCGCCCAGCGCCCAGGCAAAUUACUGGCCGUAUGGUGAAACCUUCUUCAAGUACCCUACCGGCAGAUUCUCUGACAGACGUAUAAUUCCAGACUUUAUUGCUGAGUACGCAAAUUUACCAUUAAUUCCACCAUAUUUGCAACCUGGUAGUAAUAAAUUUAUUGGUGGGGUGAAUUUUGCAUUUGGAGGAUCUGGUGCUCUAAUUGAAACUGCCCAAGGAUACGGUAUUAACUUGAGAACUCAGGUAAGCUAUUUCGAGGAGAUUGAGAAACUCUGGCGGCAGAUGCUAGGUGAUGCGGAAGCCAAGAAAUUGAUCUCCAAAGCUGUUUACCUAAUAAGCAUGGGCGUCAAUGAUUACAUGGUGCAUUUCGGAACAAACUCAACAGUACUUGAGUCUUAUUCCAGAGAAGAAUACGUGGGGAUGGUGAUUGGCAACUUAACUGUUGAAAUCAAAGAAAUAUAUAAGAAAGGAGGAAGGAAAUUUGGCUUUGUAAACGCAGGGGCACUUGAUUGUACACCAGCCAUAGGAGCGUUGGAAGCAGGGACAAGAGGUCCCUGCAAUGAAAACGCUACGGCACUUAUUGAACUACACAACGCAGCAUUUUCCAAUGCCCUGCAGGAGCUGGAGAGCCAACUUGAAGGAUUCAAGUACGCAACUCACGAUUUAUACACUUCUUGGAGUGAAAGAAUACAUAAUCCCACCAAAUAUGGUUUCAAGGAAGGGAGUACGGCAUGCUGCGGAACUGGUCCAUACAGAGGAAUACCCAGCUGUGGGGGAAGGAAACCUGUAAAAGAGUAUCAACUAUGCGGAAACGCUAGUGAAUAUGUGUUCUUCGACUCUACUCAUUUAACGGAAAAAGCCAUCCAGCAACUUGCAGAGCUAAUGUGGAGUGGUUCUCCUAAUAUCACGGGGCCUUACAAUCUCAAAAUGCUAUUUGACAUAUAGACAUUGCAAAUGUUAUGACUGAAGAACUGCCAUUGAUGCUUUUUAAUGGCAGAGUAUCAGCUAGAACCUAGGCAUGUACCAAGUACCAUAAAUUUCACAAACAAUCUCAUCCGUGCUCUAAAGGGGCUGUAUUCUAAAGAUCCAAGCAUGCAUCAACAGCGUAUUUAAAACUAACAAGUAUCAGGAACACCUCCAUAGUUGAACAAAAUUUAAAUUUACCGAGGAUUUUGUACACGAUUAAAUUGCCCCUC
Molecule: messenger RNA, 1506 nt
Organism: Theobroma cacao (cacao)
Lineage: Eukaryota; Viridiplantae; Streptophyta; Magnoliopsida; Malvales; Malvaceae
Product: GDSL esterase/lipase 2-like
Biological process (GO): lipid metabolic process
Molecular function (GO): lipase activity
Source: RefSeq, a predicted model, not a curated record